Bursaphelenchus okinawaensis is the source of this 2161-nucleotide messenger RNA. The record is from the annotation of a GenBank genome assembly. Lineage: Eukaryota; Metazoa; Nematoda; Chromadorea; Rhabditida; Aphelenchoididae.
AUGGCUUUUAGCUACAGUGCACUUACUGUAGCCUUAUUUCUUUGUUCAUUCUAUGUCAGCACAUACGCUUUAGAAGAAGGUAAGCUAUCGUACCCACUAUCUUUAGACCUGAACGGGAUUCACUAGUCCCGACUCUUCCUCGGAUCAAACUAGGCCGAGCCGGAUCAAAUUUAAAAACAGACGAACUGAAAAACGGGCCAGGUCCUGCUCCUUUAAAGUCUACUAAGCAAAGAACUUACUAUAUAUCUUUAUCGUUUCAGAAUGUAAAUGUAACAACCAACCGUGUAUAGACAGAGGAUACGAAUUUUGCUACGAAGCUAGUAUAGACGAUUACACUAACAAAUGCGAAUUGAAAUGUCGAAAAGAAGGCGACUGUUUGGACCAUAGUUGUGAAUGCAGUAAUCGGAAAUGUCUUCAGUUGUAUGGUAUUAACAGUACAUGUUACACAGCCUUUUGUGACAACGGCAUUUGUAAUGUGGCUUGCAAUAACGAUGUUGGUACGUUAUAAGAGUUUUUGUAUUGUAUUAGGUUUUUCAAGUAAUUCUGUGCUCCUAACCCUAAAAAUUUGCUUUGAGAAGGAGCACAGAAUUAUUUGAACAACAUAAUAUAAUAGUUAUUGCUUUACUAUUCUUUAUUUGCACUUUUAAUUUCAAAUUUCUAAAAAAUUUAGCCGAAUGCAAGUGCAGCACCAAAGAAUGCAAGGGUAAAGGCUACGAAGUGUGCAUAAAAGCUGAAUUCAAUAAUGAAACGGCCGUAUGUGAUUACAAAUGUCAAAAAGAAGGCGAUUGUAUUGAUAAAAAGUGCACAUGUAACGCACAGGAAUGUAGCGAACAAGGCAAACGAUGUUGUGGUACAUAUUGCUAUGAUGGAGAAUGCAUGAGUAAAUGCUGUCAUCUACGUCAGUUUCUUUUUGUCAUCUUGAAAAAACGUUUUACAUUAGAUGCGAAAUUUAAAAAUUUUUUUAAUCUUCCCUUUCCUAUACCGACAAUAUCGUCGUAUAAAUUAAAAAAUAUUUUACAGCCACAACUAAAGCACCCACAACUCCAGUCCCAUUCAAUCCCCCAAGUAGCCCAGAAAAUUGCACAUGCGACAAUGAGUACUGUGUUGAACAUGGGUACAAUGUGUGCGAGAGCGCUGAGUACGCUAAUGGUACAUGUUCGUACACGUGUGGAAAGAAGGGAGACUGUUUGAACAAGAACUGUACAUGUAGCGACGAUGAAUGUAUUAACCUGGGCUUUGAUAGUUGCUCCGGCACGAUUUGUAUCAAUGAGAUUUGUUAUAUUCAGUGCUGUAAACAGUGUGGUGAGUAUAGGUGAAGUUUAGCGUUUUAUAAUAGCUAGAUGGCUAAUAUACCAUUUGUAAUGUAAAAAAGCUAUUUUCAGACAGUACCACACAAACAACCGCAAUCAUAACAAAAACGACUACACUAAAACCAAAACCAGUUGACCCAACACCCACAGGGUCACUACAACAGUGCGUAUGCGACAACUUCACAUGCAUCGAAAGAGGCUACGAAUACUGCGUGGACGCCUUCCUCGACGCAAACGGUGUUUGCGACUACAGCUGCAUCAAGGUCGACGAUUGUCCUCAAAAGAACUGCACCUGCGAGGACCAACAAUGCGUGGAGCUCGGCUUCCAGUAUUGUGAAACCGCGUACUGCCAAGAUGGUCGAUGUGAACUUAGUUGUUGCAACGACACUGCAACUCCCCAUCCUCAAGAACCCACUCUGCCAACACCGUGUGAUUGUACUGAACAAAUGGUAAAACAGUGUUUCGACGAAGGCUACACCUACUGUGUACAUGGAGAACUCAUUGAUGCCGUAUGCAAACCAAUAUGUCGUGGUCCACAUUGUGCAAAUGGUACACAAUGCGUUUGUGAGGACAAAGAAUGCGGAAAUCUAGGUUAUGAUCAUUGUGGUGGAACGUACUGCGAAAAUAAUGAAUGUAAAAUAUCUUGUUGUGUGAAAAACGGCGCUGAGCAGAACUUUACCAUGCCACCAGUUACUACUCGUCACCCAUUUACCACGACCAGUCAUUUGACAAGACGUACCAGAACUCCGAAACCUAAAAAGACAACAACGGAAACUACGACAACUACUACGUUGAGCACUACCACAACAACAACCGUUACUCCGGCCGGCGAUCUUCCUCCAGGAAAAUAA